CCGGAAGUGAAAGCGGAGGACUGAUGUGUGUGUGGAGUGCAGGAAUCUGUCGGUACCGUUUGUGUUGAGUCUCCCGGUUGACAAAAUGGACACGUUAAACAAACUCAAACAGUUUGACGCUUAUCCCAAAACUUUGGAGGAUUUCCGAGUGAAGACGUGGGGAGGAGCGACCGUGACCAUCAUCAGCGGUGUCAUCAUGUUAAUCCUGUUUGUGUCCGAGCUGCAGUACUAUCUGACUAAAGAGGUUCACCCUGAGCUGUACGUCGACACGUCGCGGGGAGACAAACUGAAAAUUAACAUCGACAUCAUCUUUCCUCACAUGCCCUGCGCCUAUCUCAGUAUAGAUGCAAUGGACGUGGCCGGCGAACAGCAGUUGGACGUUGAACACAAUCUGUUCAAACAGAGGCUGGACAAAGACCUUAAACCUGUCACCCUUGAGGCAGAGAAACAUGAACUCGGUAUGGCUGAUGAUGGCGAAGUGUUUGACCCCAGUACACUGGACCCAAACAGAUGUGAGAGCUGCUACGGAGCUGAGACUGAAGACCUCAAAUGCUGUAACACUUGUGAUGACGUGCGGGAGGCGUACCGGCGGCGAGGCUGGGCGUUCAAGAGCGCCGACACCAUCGAGCAGUGUAAAAGGGAGGGCUUCACACAUAAGAUGCAGGAGCAAAAGAACGAAGGCUGCCAGGUUUACGGCUUCCUGGAGGUCAACAAGGUUGCAGGAAAUUUCCACUUUGCACCAGGAAAAAGUUUCCAGCAGUCUCAUGUUCACGUUCACGCUGUGGAAAUACACGACCUGCAGAGUUUUGGCCUGGACAACAUUAACAUGACCCAUCUGAUAAAACACCUGUCGUUUGGUAAAGAUUACCCCGGCAUCGUUAACCCUCUGGACGAGACAGACGUCACAGCGCCACAAGCAUCAAUGAUGUAUCAGUAUUUUGUGAAAAUCGUUCCCACCAUCUACGUGAAAACUGAUGGAGAGGUGGUAAAAACAAACCAGUUCUCAGUCACCAGGCAUGAGAAAGUAGCCAACGGGCUUAUAGGAGAUCAGGGGCUGCCGGGCGUGUUUGUUUUAUAUGAGCUGUCACCCAUGAUGGUUAAAUUCACAGAGAAACACAGAAUCACAUAAAGCGCGAUAGGACAUUAAUAAUGUUUUCUCAUUAUUAAGUGUGAUCUUAAUGUAACUAAUUUAUUGAGAUCACAAAAUGAUUGUUUGGGUUUUAAGGAUAAGUCUGCUGAUAUUUUAUACUUUUCUUAUUGUCAACAAAUCCCAUGGAAAAACCCAACAGAGAACUGAUCCAGAGCCAGAUUUAUCUUAUUCCUCUGUGACAUCGAGCUCCACUGUUGUCCAAAAACACUGUUAAACUGGUUGACAUGUCCCUUCAUUACCACCAACACUAAUACAGUCACCACAUACACCGUCCUGCAGCUGGAAGCACUCACUACAGCACCAAACGUAGAUCAGUCCGCAGCUCAAAGUAGUUCCCAAUAAAUGCACUGUUCCCUCCUCCUACAGUGAGCAGCUGUUUAAGAAAAACAUCCCGAACAUCUUCAGAAGGAACUAGUGAGCUUGAGAACAUUGCUGGUUUCGGUCUUUUCAUGGGAUGUGUGUAUGUGACAGUAAGAAAAAUACAGAGUGUCGCCUGCCAUCUUCUUUAAGUUCUCUCCACACACAGACACUCUUUAUGUACAUUUUGUCACGUUUGGGUUUACUUGAUCUAUACAGUAACCUUAAAUAAAACUCCAGUCCCUCAGAUAAAGACAAGUGUUCAAGCAGGGUCUGAAAGAGUUUAAGAACCAGCUCAAUAUCGUGUUUCUGUUUUGAGUCUCUGACAAACUGAGGAGAAACCGCCUGAAACUCUGUUCUCUUUGAAUGUGAGGAUGUAACCAUCCGGGAGUUGUGAGCAGUUGAAACGAAAGAUUUUGGGUGACAUUUCCAUAAAGACAUGUACAAGAAAUACUUGAAACAAACUGAUUUAAUGACACUAUUUGAUUAGAAGCCACUAUGUGUAGGCUUUUCCAUCCAGAAGGAGGUUGGUGCUUGGAGCUCCAUCUCCCUGUGUUGGGUCUUUGAUGUCCUGAUGAUCAGGCUCACAUUGUGUCUCUGUCCGAUCACAACCAUUGAUGAUAGAAGUCCAGCAGGUCUACACAAACUUACACAAAAAUCCUACACAUAGUGGCUUUAAAAGAUUUUAAGACUGAAUAGGUGACUAAUUGAUUUGACACAAUCAGAAGCUGAUGGAAGUCCUGCAGUGUAAAUGGAGCCAGACAUUUAACAAGCCAAAUUCCUUCAGUGUUUUAAGCGUCAGUUGAGGUAAAACCGAGGAGCCGCAGCCAAAAUGUGCAUAACGUGGCUCAGUUUCUUUUGUCCCCCAGCUUUAACUUCGGCUCGUUCAACUUGGAAUAUGAACAUGAACCCCAAUCAGAAAAAUCACUGUGAUUUCAGUGACACAGCUUUCAGCCCUGCUUUUUCUUCCUCCCCUCUCCUCUGCGUUCAUCCUCCCUUUUUCUGACACCCAAUGUUUUAAAUUGAUUGCCACCAGAAAAUUGUAUGCAAAUUCUGGCCCUGUUUUAGGGGAAGUUACCUCCCUAACUGACAAAAUGACCCUUCGACGGACCCUUCCUUUAAUGUGUUCAUGCGGCGAUUUGGAAAUGAACUCUUCAUAUGAUUUUACCUCUUUUCGUUCUGUAUUCAGGAGUGUAAAUACUGUACAGACACAUCCAGCACUGCCUCAGAGGAAGGAGGGAAACGACUAAAUAAUAUAUGAAUCCCACCAGAUCGAGUGUUGCACUGCACUGUGUCAGUGUUAAAAACACAUUCAGAUUAAGUUGAUGAGAUUUUUUUUAAUAUAGGGAAAAGGGCUGCUUCUAUUUUGCUUGUUUCUUUCUUUCUUUGAGAUAAUGGAACACAAUCUGCCCUUUUUAGACUGCUGUUAAAAGAUAUGCUUAUGGGUUGUUGGUUUUUUUUUUGCUUUUUUUAAUUUGGUCUGUGGGAGUUGGGGAGUUGGGGAAUGUUAAAGAACCAUAACACAACCAGUUGUUUCAGAUGAUGGUGCUCCUCCUGUGGCCCUGUGAUACUCAGAAGUGUUAUUCUCAUCCAGAAGCUGUCAGCUAAUGACAGGGGCCGACAGGGAGGCAGCAGGAAGCUCCAGACCACAAGAAGACAGUGUGUAAACGUCGGGUUGACUGACUUUCUUCCUGACUCACGUGUUGAGUCACCAUAUGAGACCCAGAUGUUUCUGCCGGUUUGAUCUUCGCCCCUCUGUGUUUAUUUUUAGCCGAUGUCGACCGUCCUGAGUGUUAGACAGACAGAAACAGACCCAGCCGGGUGAGAUUGAAUUGGGUGAAUUUUUUCCAAAACUACCAUAUGAAUGUUUGGCAUUUUCUGACCCAUUCAUUACAAAUCAAACAUAGUUUAUAUUUACCAUCUAUUUUACAGAUUGGGACUCCGAAGUUAGCUUUUUCUUUUUCAAUUAUUGAGGUGUUCAAGGACGAUUGGAAAUCCAAAUUGUCAGAGUCUACUAAUAACAGUCAGUUUAGCAUCAGUGCAGUCCACACUGUCGGUCUGUCUAAUACCAAAUGCCACAGGUGCUUUUCUCUGUUAGCUACGGAGCAAAUGGGACUGCAAGUUAUUUUUGUGAUGCAUUAAUCUUAUUGUUUUUAAAUAAUCAGUUAAUAUAUAAUAUAUCGAAUGUCAGAUGAGGUUGUAAAUAAGCCCCUCACAAGGUCCCAGAGCCCAAGGUGACAAUGUCGUAAGUCGACCAACUGCCCAAAGCACAAAGAUAU
Messenger RNA from Morone saxatilis (striped sea-bass), 3786 nucleotides. RefSeq names its product ERGIC and golgi 3 (gene ergic3). Lineage: Eukaryota; Metazoa; Chordata; Actinopteri; Moronidae. Gene Ontology annotation, biological process: endoplasmic reticulum to Golgi vesicle-mediated transport; retrograde vesicle-mediated transport, Golgi to endoplasmic reticulum. Gene Ontology annotation, cellular component: COPII-coated ER to Golgi transport vesicle; endoplasmic reticulum membrane; endoplasmic reticulum. The record is from RefSeq and is a predicted model, not a curated record.